AUUGAAACCCAUCAAUAUUCAGAAGAGCAGAAGAAACAAAUACAUUGACCUAAAUAACCAUUGGUGACUCAAAAGCUUAAGGGAAAUAUAUGUAAAUAGUGCCAUUAACAGCUAGGAGGCUGUGGGGAAGAGGGGCUCUGAAGGCAGAGAUGGGCAGCUCCUGACUUCUGAAGUAAAAUGCAAACUGACAGAAAUACUUUCUUUGGGGAUCCACUCUCUUCUGCCUGACCACAGAGACUCCUUCCCAACCAAGUUAAAAUUUUUUCACCAUGUUCGGGAAAAAGAAGAAAAGACUUGAAAUUUCUGGGCCCUCUAACUUCGAGCACCGGGUCCACACUGGCUUUGACCACCGGGAGCAGAAGUUCACGGGACUACCUCAGCAGUGGCACAGUUUGCUGGCGGACACGGCCAACCGGCCGAAGCCUAUGGUGGAUCCAUCAUGCAUCACUCCCAUCCAGCUGGCUCCUAUGAAGACUAUUGUUCGAGGAAAUAAGCCUCGAAAGGAUACUUCAAUCAACGGCCUGCUGGAAGAGUUUGACAAUAUCUCAGUGACAAGGUCCAAUUCCCUGCGGAAGGAAAGUCCUCCCACCCACCACCACCAAGGAAACGCAAACCACGUGCCAAGGCACCAGGAGGAAAAUGGUUACAUCACGUAUUCCCAGUACUCCAGUGAGUCAGACACUACAACAGACUAUGUCGUGGAAAAAUAUCGAGACAAGACUGUUUAUGGGGAAGAGUUAGAGCGGUACUACAAAGGCAGCUACGCCGCCAAGCAGAACGGGCACAUGAUGAAGGUGACGUCCCGGGACAUCUAUUACUCGGAAGUGACACCCCUGCAGUCAGACCUCUCCAGAUUCCUCCCAGAUUACCAUGCACACCUGGACACCAAGCCCAAACCGCUGGAAUACGGCGGCCUAAAGCUGGAGUACCAGCGGAUCCCCAGCGGAUCCUCCCUGGACUAUAGAGAUCCCUUUCCUUACACCCCGUCCCGAGCGUCGGUGCAGAGCGAGUGCCCCAAGGAGAGGCUGGAGUACGGUGACAGCGACUGGGGACACGGCCUGGGCAAGGAUGACUACGACAAGAGGCCCAAGUCAUCCUACGUGGACCCAGCGAGCCCUCAGCCAGCCAUGAGGCAGAGGUCCAGGUCGGGCUCCGGUCUGCAGGAGCCGGCCAUGCCCUACGGAGCGAGCGCGUUCAAAGCACACCAGCAAGGACAUUCCUACAGCUCCUACACCUACCCCCGCCUGUCCGAAACCGCAGCAGGCAUCCCCAAGGUGGAUUAUGAUCGAGCGCAGCUGGUCGUCAGCCCGCCGCUCUCUGGGUCAGACACCUACCCCCGGGGCCCAGUAAAGCUACCUCAAAGUCAGAGCAAAGUCAGCUAUUCAAGCAGCAGCUACCAGUACCCUCUGGUCUACCACAAAGCACCCCACUAUCACCAGCCAUCUCUCCAGCCCGGCUCUCCCUAUAUUUCCACCGCCUCCUAUCCCAGCUCCCCAAGUAUCACGUCAAGUGCUUACCCUCCACCCAGCUGGGGCUCCUCCUCGGACCAGCAGCCCUCCAGGGUGUCCCACGAACAGUUCAGAGCUGCCCUGCAGCUUGUGGUCAGUCCCGGGGACCCCCGGGAGUACUUGGACAACUUCAUCAAGAUCGGGGAGGGCUCCACGGGGAUCGUCUGCAUCGCCACCGAGAAGCACACGGGAAAGCAGGUGGCCGUGAAGAAGAUGGAUCUCAGGAAACAGCAGAGGAGGGAGCUGCUCUUCAAUGAGGUGGUGAUCAUGAGGGAUUACCACCACGAGAACGUGGUCGACAUGUACAACAGUUACCUCGUGGGAGACGAGCUCUGGGUGGUGAUGGAGUUCCUGGAGGGCGGCGCUUUGACCGACAUCGUCACUCACACCAGGAUGAACGAGGAGCAGAUCGCGACGGUCUGUCUGUCUGUCCUGAGAGCCCUGUCCUACCUGCACAACCAGGGCGUCAUCCACCGCGACAUCAAGAGCGACUCCAUCCUCCUCACCAGCGACGGCAGGAUAAAAUUGUCCGACUUCGGGUUCUGUGCCCAAGUGUCCAAGGAGGUUCCCAGGAGGAAGUCGCUAGUUGGGACACCGUAUUGGAUGGCUCCGGAGGUGAUAUCCCGCCUGCCCUACGGCACCGAGGUGGAUAUCUGGUCCCUGGGCAUCAUGGUGAUAGAGAUGAUUGAUGGGGAACCUCCCUACUUCAAUGAGCCGCCGCUGCAGGCCAUGCGCCGGAUCCGGGACAACCUCCCGCCCCGGGUGAAGGACAUGCACAAGGUCUCCUCAGUGCUCCGGGGCUUCUUGGACUCGAUGCUGGUGCGGGAGCCCUCGCAGAGAGCCACGGCACAGGAACUGCUGAGGCACCCCUUCCUCAAACUGGCUGGGCCCCCUUCUUGCAUUGUGCCCCUCAUGAGGCAACACAGGCAUCGCUGAAGCCGGCAGCUUUUUGGGAAAAGGUCAGUGCAGAGUCUGGAUAACGGCCGUGUGGGAAUGCCGGCAGUUGUGUGGGAACUACAGGCAGGGAGGAGUAAAACCUUGUGAAGGAAAACCAGCCCUGCCUAAAUAAUGCAGUGUAUAAAAAAACCAAGGAAGUGCUCUCUGUGCUCCCUGUGUGUGAGGGGCAGGGGAGUGAUCCUGGUCCCAGCUGGGAGGCCACGCUCCACCCUGGACCAUCGCUCCCCAGCGCUGCUGUGUUCCCAGCCAUCCCGGGAGAAGGCACCAAAUGCACAGGUUGGAAAGGUAACGAGGAGAGCACAGCCAGAGCGAAACACCGGAAUUCCACUGCAGGCUACGGCACUUCUGUUUCAGAAGAACGCUUUUCUGACAAAACAAAGCACUUUUUAUCUCGGUCAUAGCAGCGCAAUGUAUUUUGCAACGAGUUUGUAAUUUUCUGUACAGUCCGUUUUGAUAAUUUGCAGUACUUUGUCAUGUAACUGUUGUGUUAGUUGAAGUAAUAAGUGUUACCUUAGCGAGAAUUUGAGAAGAUUAAAGUUUCCUACUUUUUUAACCCUUUUGAAAACAGGAAAAAGAAAAAAAAAAAAGCCCACAACCACCUUUAGGAAGUUGUAAGGUUUUGCAGAUUUCCCAUGGGGUGAGGAGAGCACUCAUCCCACCCUCUCGGCAGCCUGAAGAGCCAAGGAUAAGUGAUGUUUGUGGGCACUCUGGCAGCCUGGCUGUGAUGCAGUGGCAGAGCUGCUGCUGAAUGUGAGUGGGCACCUGGGUCUCCCUCCCCUUUCCCCAGGGUGGGAGCCAACGCACCCAGCCUGCCUUUGCUCCAGGGUCAGCCCAGGCCACGGCCAGCCCUUUUUUUAUGCCACCACCGGGCCAGUUUUGCCACCACAAAAGCCUCUGUUGUUUCUGUCGAGCUCUGGCAGCGGGAAGGGAUCACCCAGCGGGAUCCCCAGAGCUCCGGCAGACCUGUGGGAUGUGCUGCCAGAUGUUUGCCAGAGAGGAGAAGUCCUGCUGCUGUCCAGACCUUUCUGAAUGUUGAUGCAACAGUUGACUACUACGGUACAAUUUUGUGUUAUUUGUUGGAUGACUUUGCAUGUUAACUGUAGGCCUAAAUAGAUUUGCCUUUAAAAUUUUUAGAAGUGCUUCAUAAUUAUUUCAAUGAUAAAUGAUUUUUAUUUAUUAAUGAUUAGUUCUUUUUAAUUAUGUAUGAUACAAAAGCCAUGUUUUUCAAGUUUGGUUGUUUUUUUUUUCUUACUGACCUCAUUUUACGGUAUCUUUAAGGAACCACAAAGCCAACUUUGUGAAAACGCAGUUUCUUUCUUAUGAUGGAGUUUCAUAGUUGAUAAAUUAAUUGUUAUUUAUUGUAGUAAAUUAUAACCAAACAUCUAAACCUGGCAGGAGCUGUUGCUUAAAGAUCUUCCUCUGGGAGAAAAGAGUUGCCAAUAAUAAAGAAGCUCCUUUAGUUCUGCCCUUAAAAACUUAAAAGAGUAUUUGAAGGGAGAGAAGCAAUUUAAA
This is a messenger RNA of Manacus vitellinus (golden-collared manakin), 3977 nucleotides long. It is a transcript of the gene PAK5, whose product is annotated as p21 (RAC1) activated kinase 5. The transcript has 9 exons. NCBI's taxonomy places the organism in Eukaryota, Metazoa, Chordata, Aves, Passeriformes, Pipridae. Bases 270 to 2444 code for a protein of 724 amino acids. Gene Ontology annotation, cellular component: cytoplasm. The record is from RefSeq and is a predicted model, not a curated record. Gene Ontology annotation, molecular function: protein serine/threonine kinase activity; ATP binding. Gene Ontology annotation, biological process: intracellular signal transduction; regulation of MAPK cascade; apoptotic process.